Messenger RNA from Pelobates cultripes (western spadefoot toad), 1215 nucleotides. Lineage: Eukaryota; Metazoa; Chordata; Amphibia; Anura; Pelobatidae. The record is from the annotation of a GenBank genome assembly.
GCCAAGAAACCCACAAGAACAAACUAUAAAGUUGCACAGUAAGAAGACGGCUGCUUGUGUUUCUCUGGCAUUGGAGAAUAUUUUACUAUGGUGACAGAAAAGCAAAAAGAAACAUCAGCUCAUCUGUUCUUCGACAAAUUGAAAAAAGACAAUUCGAGUCAUUUUCUCCCUAAGUUACCAAGUCAUGGAAAAAAGUUGCAAACUGGAACAGACUUCGUUACAAACCCUGGAUCUGUGCUAAAAGGUAUAACUGCUGAGGUCAACAAUCAGAAGCCGAUGGCAACUUCUAGAUUUCCUCCAGUGUCGACUAAUAAUUUAUAUAAAUCAAAACAAACCAAAGUAUCAUUCUUGGAUACCAAGAAUAUAACAACACCGCGAAGACGUCAUUCUGUCUCAGGGGGCAAUCUAAAUCUUCCACCUAAACCGUCAAUUUUAAAGAAAAGAAAUUCUGUAUCCAACGUAUCUACUGAUCAGAGCACCCAGUUUGAUAGCUCAGCUCUAUGGGACUUUCCUUGGGAGAGAGAAGUAUACUUUCCACCAAUAGCCAACAAUGGUAUGCUGCUCUAUUUUGAUGAAGAAGGCUCUCUACUACCAAUGCUCCAUAAGCUCAAAAAACCUGAUAGCUACACCUACAGCCAGGAGUUUAAGGAAGCACUUUUUGAUCUUAGGAACAGGCCUAGGUCCUGAUGUCUUAAUUCUAGCUGAGAAUGGAUAGCAUGCCCAUGUGUAAAGAAAAGGACAAUUAACAUUCUAAGUUAGACUACAUGUUGUUGCAAACAAGGCUACCAACGUUGGCAUGAAACCAAUGAGAACGGAAUUCUCCUAUAGUAAUUCUGGAACCUUGAGCGCUAAUGCAGAAGACUUUGUAUGAACUUGUCCUUAAAUUGUGAAAAAUUAGGUCAUUGAAAAUUAAAAAGUAACAAAGUAUACUGAUAAAGUGAGUGAUACCAUCAAAAUAUGAGAAAAAAAAAUCCUUAAAAUGAAAGGCUAAUAGUCUUGGACAAAUCUUCCUAUGGGCCAUUCCUGCUCCUGUCUUUAUAUCAGAAUGGGAAUUUAUAGGCCAGUUAAGCCUUUCAAGACCAAUGGCACAUCAAGAUUUUCCCAAUAGCCAAGGAAUUACCGAACUCUGGUCUCGAAAGAGGUUAAUGGUAAAUGUUUUCUAAACCAUCACUUAAUAGACUAAUAGCAAAUUAUUAGAAUCUAUAUGAAAUGUAU